Messenger RNA from Saccharomycopsis crataegensis, 642 nucleotides. Its product is annotated as NUDIX hydrolase. The transcript has a single exon. Lineage: Eukaryota; Fungi; Ascomycota; Saccharomycetes; Ascoideales; Saccharomycopsidaceae. The record is from RefSeq and is a predicted model, not a curated record. Bases 1 to 642 code for a protein of 213 amino acids.
AUGACCCACUCUACAAUCCACAACUCAACGCAAUAUUACUCUAAAUAUCCAUAUACAAAUUGCUUGCUCAUAUCAUCAGAUCCAACUGAUGCUACCUCGAAACAAGUUCUUCUUUUGAAUCGUCAGAAAAAACCAUGGAUGGGCAAUUGGAACGGUAUUGGAGGGAAACUUGAGUCACACCGUGACUCCACCCCAUUAAUUGGUGCCCAGAGGGAAAUUCGUGAAGAGUCAGGGUUGCCAUAUCCUGAAACACAGAUCACCGAUCUUCGAUGCUGUGGUAUCAUGGAAUGGUAUAUGAUGUUUCGCUACCAAGGCAAAGAAAAAGUAGAAUUGAAAGAUGAGAGCGAGGUCAAUGAGGAAGAUGUCCGAGGGAUGUACAUAUUUGUCGGUACAGUGAGACCUGAGGAUAGGGAAAAGUAUAUCAGUACCCCCAAACUGUUUGAUGAAGGAAUCCUCGAUUGGAAGAAUGUCGAUUGGAUAUUGGAUGAUGAGAACUUGGGGAUUGUGAAGAAUGUGAAGUUGGCAUUACCAUGGGUGUUGAGCGGCGAAGCUGAUGAAAAUAGUUUAUUCAAGGCUUAUUUCAGUGAUUUAAAUGUAGUUAGUGAAGUGCGGUUUGUAAAAGAUGGGCUAUUGAAGAAAUAG